AUGGACCAGUUUGCUUACUCGACAAAAUUGGAACAUCCAUGGGAUGACGUCUCUCUCGGCUGGCUCAAUCGGUACCCAAACCCAAACAGUGCACAUGUACUGUCCUCUGACAUUAUCGAGCGAUACGUUGACGACAAGGGACGUCUGUACACCGAGCGCUGCUUGUCAAAACGGGUCGAAUUCCUAAAUGGGCACAGAAAUACCUAAACGUUUCCAAAACACACAUUCUUGAACGGUCAAUUGUUGACCCUAAACAGCAAUUGAUCCUUUGCAAAACCGCCAACAUUGACCACAAAAAAGUUAUGACCGUUAUAGAGUACACGAAAUACUCAUCAUUGAAGGGAUGCUCGUGGACAACUAUGGCGGUUUUGGGUAAGUUCAUUUCCCCUAUUCGGUUUGGUUUCGGUCGCAAAGUGAUUCAAUACGGAAUCAACCGAUUUCGAGAACAAGCAAAAGCAACCCGUUCCGGCUUACUACAUGCUAUCGAAGCACACAAAAUAAAUCCAUCAUAA
Schizosaccharomyces japonicus yFS275 is the source of this 512-nucleotide messenger RNA. RefSeq names its product intermembrane space protein sorting protein. The transcript is spliced from 2 exons. Lineage: Eukaryota; Fungi; Ascomycota; Schizosaccharomycetes; Schizosaccharomycetales; Schizosaccharomycetaceae. The record is from RefSeq and is a predicted model, not a curated record. Gene Ontology annotation, cellular component: mitochondrial intermembrane space. Bases 1 to 207 code for a protein of 68 amino acids.